CCCGAGGACUCGGCGACUGUGAGACGUAGGGAGAUGAUUUGGGGCCGCGGGACCUCGCCUUGCCCGCACUCCGUCGCGCGCCCCUAGGUCCCUGAGACUGAUCGUGCGCGCGAAAGGCGCACAGAGGGCGCAUACCAGGGGCAGAGAAGGGACCCGGAUCGCGAUCCCCCGCGGGGCCGGAGACCCUGAGACCCGCAGAGCCGGAGGCGGAGGCGCCCUAACCGGGGGCGGGGCCGGGGCGGGGCCCGAGCGGCUGCAGAGUCCACAGACAAAGAGCCCGUGCCCCGCGCACCGCUCCCGGCCUCGCGUCCCUCCCACGCGGGGGCCCGGGCUUUGUGUCCGCGCUCUGCGGCGGACUCCGCCCUCCCAGCGCGCCUUUGUCCCCUGCAACCUCGGCCUACAGCGCCUGCGACACCAUGAUUGCUAUGAAGGAGAAGAAUAAAACGCCGAAGGACAGCAUGACGCUCUUGCCUUGCUUUUAUUUCGUAGAGCUGCCGAUCGUGGCUUCCUCCAUUGUGUCCUUAUACUUCCUGGAGCUGACUGACCUGUUCAAGCCGGCCAAGGUGGGCUUCCAGUGCUAUGACCGCUCGCUGUCCAUGCCCUACGUGGAGACUAAUGAGGAGCUGAUUCCACUGCUCAUGUUGCUGAGUCUGGCCUUCGCAGCACCCGCAGCAUCUAUCAUGGUUGGCGAAGGCAUGGUCUACUGCCUGCAGUCCCGGCUGUGGGGCCGUGGCCCAGGGGGCACCGAGGGCAGCAUCAACGCGGGUGGCUGCAAUUUCAACUCCUUUCUCAGGCGGACAGUGCGCUUUGUAGGUGUGCACGUGUUUGGCCUGUGUGCCACGGCUCUGGUGACCGAUGUCAUCCAGCUGGCCACCGGCUACCACACGCCUUUCUUCCUAACCGUCUGCAAACCCAAUUACACUCUGCUGGGCACUUCCUGUGAGGCGAACCCUUACAUCACACAGGACAUCUGCUCUGGUCACGAUACCCAUGCCAUCCUGUCGGCACGGAAAACCUUCCCGUCUCAGCACGCCACUCUGUCGGCCUUUGCUGCUGUCUACGUGUCGAUGUACUUCAAUUCAGUCAUCUCAGACACCACCAAGCUGCUGAAGCCCAUCCUUGUGUUCGCCUUCGCCAUCGCGGCCGGCGUCUGUGGCCUCACCCAGAUCACCCAGUACCGCAGCCACCCUGUGGAUGUCUAUGCUGGCUUUCUUAUUGGUGCCGGCAUCGCUGCCUACCUGGCCUGCCACGCAGUGGGCAACUUCCAGGCACCACCUGCAGAGAAGGUGCCUCUGCCAGCUCCUGCCAAGGAUGCCCUGCGAGCGCUGACACAGCGGGGUCAUGAGUCCAUGUAUCAGCAGAAUAAGUCUGUCAGCACAGACGAGCUGGGCCCUCCGGGGAGGCUAGAGGGUGUGCCACGGCCUGUGGCUCGAGAGAAGACAUCUCUUGGCAGCCUGAAGCGGGCCAGUGUGGAUGUGGACCUGCUGGCCCCACGCAGCCCCAUGGGCAAGGAGGGCAUGGUCACCUUCAGCAACACACUGCCCCGUGUCAGCACGCCUUCACUGGAUGACCCUGCGCGGCGCCACAUGACCAUCCACGUGCCCCUUGAUGCCUCCCGUUCCAAGCAGCUCAUCAGUGAGUGGAAGCAGAAAUCCCUGGAGGGCCGUGGCCUGGGACUACCCGAUGAGGGUAGCCCUGUGCAUCUGCGGGCCCCAGCGGAGCCCAUGGCAGAGGAAGAAGAGGAGGACGAAGAGGAGGAGGAAGAGGAGGAGGAGGAGGAGGAGGAGGAAGGGCCCGUGCCACCUUCACUCUACCCCACUGUCCAGGCUCGGCCAGGGCUUGGGCCCAGAGUCAUUCUUCCUCCAAGGCCAGGGCCCCAACCCCUUGUGCACAUCCCUGAAGAAGGAGUGCAGGCUGGAGCUGGCCUGUCACCCAAGAGCAGCUCAUCAGUGCGGGCUAAAUGGCUGUCAAUGGCCGAGAAGGGCGGAGCCCCAGUGGCUGUGGCUCCAUCACAGCCACGAGUGGUCAACCCACCUAGGCUUCUGCAGGUCAUUGCCAUGUCCAAGGCAGCAGGGGGCCCCAAGGCUGAGACAGCCUCAUCCUCCAGCGCCAGCUCCGACUCUUCCCAAUAUCGCUCCCCAUCAGACCGUGACUCAGCCAGCAUUGUUACAAUCGAUGCACAUGCACCCCACCACCCCGUGGUGCACCUGUCUGCUGGCAGCACACCCUGGGAAUGGAAGGCCAAAGUAGUGGAGGGCGAUGGCUCCUACGAGCUGGGAGACCUAGCACGUGGCUUUCGGAGCAGCUGCAAACAGCCCGGCAUGGGCUCCGGGUCUCCAGUUAGUGAUAUGGACCAGGAGGAGGCCCGAUUUGGGGCUGUUGCCACAGUUAACCUCGCCACUGGGGAGGGUCUGCCCCCCCCAGGCUCAACUGAUGGCGCCCUAGGUGCAAGCAGCCGUGAAUCCACCAUGAGGCGCCAGGUGGGCGGGCUGGGGGACCGGGAAAUGGAAGCCGAAGCAGAAAGUUACUAUAGGAGGAUGCAGGCCCGCAGGUACCAGGAUUAAACCUGGCAAACCUGGUUGGGGGGGGUAAAACUAUGUGGAACACCAAUAAAGGCAGACAGUGACACUA
Myodes glareolus (Bank vole) is the source of this 2631-nucleotide messenger RNA. The record is from RefSeq and is a predicted model, not a curated record. NCBI's taxonomy places the organism in Eukaryota, Metazoa, Chordata, Mammalia, Rodentia, Cricetidae.